This is a messenger RNA of Salarias fasciatus (jewelled blenny), 1406 nucleotides long. RefSeq names its product mitochondrial ribosomal protein S5 (gene mrps5). Bases 1 to 1218 code for a protein of 405 amino acids. The transcript has 12 exons. Gene Ontology annotation, molecular function: RNA binding; structural constituent of ribosome. NCBI's taxonomy places the organism in Eukaryota, Metazoa, Chordata, Actinopteri, Blenniiformes, Blenniidae. The record is from RefSeq and is a predicted model, not a curated record. Gene Ontology annotation, cellular component: ribosome. Gene Ontology annotation, biological process: translation.
AUGGCGGCGCCCAUGCGGCUGUGCUGUGCCCUCCGCAUCACUAUUGGGGGUGUGGCGCCGCUUCGUACUGCAGCUGGAGCCAUUCAGGGAUCCAACCUUCUGAAUCGAGCUUCUGCUGCCUCUCUCCAAAGACAACAUUCGCUUCCACUGUUUUCCCCAACAUCAUGGCAGCAAACCAGACACGGCAGCUUUUUCAACAAGUUGACUGCGGAGGAGCUGUGGAGAGGCGUGCUGGCCGAGUCUGGCGCCGGAGCCAGGAAGGGUCGAGGGAAGAGAACCAAACGCAAACUGAAGAGAGAUCUGAACCGGGGACAGAACAUCGGCGAAGGUCGUGGCGGCUUCCUGUGGCCCGGGCUCAACGCUCCGGUCCUGAAGGAGGGCACGGUGCAGAGCAUGAGCCGGAGAGGCGAGGCCGAGCAGCUGGAGGUUCAGGCUGAACUCGUGCGCCAGAGAGACGAGUGGGAGAAGAGGAAGAAGAUGAAGGUGAAGAGAGAGCGGGGAUGGACCGGGAACUCCUGGGGGGGCACCAGCCUGGGCCCCCCGGACCCUGGACCCAACGGAGAAACCUACGAAGACUUUGAUUCUCGCGUCAUUGAGGUGAAGAGCGUGUUCAACAUGACGGCCAAAGAGGGCAGGAAGAGGUCCAUCAGCUGUCUGGUAGCUGUGGGGAACGGAAACGGAGCCGCAGGCUUCGCUUUGGGGAAAGCAGCAGACAGAAACACGGCUCUCAGGAAGGCCAAGAACAGAGCCAUGCACUACUUGUACUACAUCGAGCGAUACAACGACCACACCAUUUACCACGACAUCGAGUCCAAGUUCAAGAGGACGACGCUCCGCAUGAAAAAGCAAAACGAAGGUUACGGGCUGCACUGCCACCGAGCCGUCAUCACCAUGUGCAAACUGAUCGGCAUCAAGGACAUGUACUGCAAAGUGGAGGGCUCCGUCAACCUGCUCAACAUCACCCGGGCGCUCUUCACCGGGCUGGCCAAUCAGAAAACCCACCAGAUGACGGCGGAGAUGAAGCAGCUGCACGUGGUGGAGUUCCAGAAUCAGCGCGGCCCGCUGCCCAUCGUGGUGGCGAGCCCCAAAGACGGCGCCCGGCCCAACCCGGAGUCCGAGGACGAGAUCCCCGACACCCCGCUGCACUGGGACGACGUGCGAGCCGCGCAGGGAUUCAAACGCUCCACGUGGGCCAGCGUCAAGCGCACCAUCUGGUAGCAGAGCAGCGGCGAGACGAGGCCGGGAGGAAGAACACAUUACUGGACUGAGAGACGCCAGAGAGGACGGAGGGAGGAGCUGAGGUCAAAGGCCAAUAGUGACAAACUAUGCUUAAAAAAUAAAGUGUAUUUCCUGAUCAAUGUGGGCGUGUUGAAAAAUGUUGGAUGUGAUAAUAAAUCUGAUAUAAA